AUGAUUAUAACCACUGAAGUUGAGUUAUUCUCAAAUUUGAUUAAUUUACCAAAUGAACUUAUUAUGCGAAUUAUUAGCAACAUUCCAAGAUGUAUGUUGCCAGAAUUAUUGUAUUUCCAACUUGUUAGAAGGUUGGUCAUUUUAGAAAUUUUCUCAAAAGUAGAGAUCACAGGUUUUGUUGAAAGACAUUCAAGAAGUGAAUAUAAUUUAAAUUUCAAUUAUAAACCUUGUAAUUGUAAAUUUUUUAAAAUCACUUUUGAUAAUUUAAUGAAAGCUAUUGAUUUAUAUUCAAUUUAUCCUAAAUCAUUAAAUUUUCAAUAUUCUAAUGCUACAAGACGUGUUUUAGAUGGAUCAACUCAACUUUUACAACAAGCCCAAAGUAUUAGUGGUACUUUUAAUUCAAUAACUGGUUUAACACCACAAGAAUUAUCCGAUCUUUUAAUAAAUUCAAAAAUUUGGUUUGAUUCAAUUGUUUUAAUUGGAUUCAAAAUUCCAUUUCCAUUACCAUUAAUUGCAACCAAUGUUUCAUUGUUUCGUACCAGUUUACAUAACUACAUAAUUCCUGGCAUGAGAAAAUUAGAUUUGUUAUUAGAUAUUCCUAUUGAUACCCUUCGUUUGCUUAUUUUACCUAAUGAAUUGGAAGAAUUACGAAUUGAAACCGCUAAUCUUAUUUUAAUUCUUCCAUCGAGAUCUUUACGUAAAUUAACCAUUAUUACUCAUUCAACUAUGGUUUGUUUUAUUCUGAAAGAAAUGACAAAUUUACAAUAUUUAUCAAUUAAUAUGUCUAAUUUGGUUAAUAUUGAUGAUAUUGGUAUUUGUGCUCCAUUUUUACAAGAAUUACAUUUAAUUGAUUGUUUUUCUAUGACAAAUUUUGAAUUUAUAAAACAAUAUCAUCAUUUAAAACAUUUAAAUAUUAAAAAUUGUUUAUUCCCAAUUUCAUUAUUUGAAACUCCAUGGUACCCUUCAAAUUUAAUUUCUUUUAAUUAUGAUGGGAAUGAUAGAAUUCGUUCUCUGGAUGGUAGUAGUAGCAGUGGUGGUGAUGGUAAUAGUAGUCCACUGUUAAUUUUCCCACCAAAUUUAAAACAAUUAUCCAUUAGAUCAAGUUAUUAUGCUAGAAAUGAUAUAAGAAAUUUAGUUUUACCAGAAAAUUUAGAAAAAUUGGAACUUUUAAAUUUAAAUUUUAUUAAUGAAAAUUUCAAAUUUCAAGGUGAUUGUUUGCAGUAUGUACGUAUUCAUGCACCAACAAUUAUUUUCGAUAAAAAUUUCCAAAUUCCUUCAACAGUUUUAGAAUUUAUUUUAGAAGUUGAAUAUUUGACAUUUGAAAAUAUUGAUUUUAUUUAUCAAUUACCUAAAAAUCUUUUAUGUUUACAUUUGGUUGCUAAGAAACAUUGUCAUAUCAAUCCAAUUACAGAAAAAAUUAAAUGGCCUUUGAUGUUGACUAAUUUAUUUCUUUUGGGGUUUGAUAUUGAUCAGCUGAUGUUUGAAUUAAUGAAUUUGAAAGAAUCAAGUCUUGAAAAAAUCACCAUUAGAGGAGGAUGUUUGGAAAGACUUGAUGGAGAAUUAUUACCAGUGGCUGUAAAACAUUUAACGUUACUGCAAAUGGGAAUAAUUGAUGUAAUGAAUCUUUAUAAAUUAACAAAUCUUUUAAGUUUAUCUCUUUUAAAGAAUAAUUUAAAAGAUGUAGUUUAUGUAAAAUUACCAUUACAAUCUUUGCAAACGUUAAAUGUAGGCUUCUGUAAUAUUCAAUUCUUGUCAUCUUUCCUUGUAUCCUUCAAUGAAGAAAAAUUCAAAAAUGCAAUUUUAGAAGUAGAUGCUGUUGGAAAUUUUGGGGUAAAUAUCCCUGAUUUGUUACAAACAAUGCAACAAAUUAAUGGUCUAUCAGUAUUUCUUACUCAAUUGAAUGAAACAACACCACCAAUUUACCAACGUGGUUUAUAUUUUACCAAUGAUCAUUUUGAUCCAUUUGAAUCUGAAGAAAGUAGUGAAAGUGAUUUUGAUGAAGAUGAGAUGAUUGAUGAUGAAGAUGAUGAUGAGAUGAUUGAUGAUGAAGAAGAAGAUGAAGAUGAGAUGCUUCAUCAUCAAUAUGGUUGGCGGUGGUGA
Candida dubliniensis CD36 is the source of this 2100-nucleotide messenger RNA. RefSeq names its product Ifa14p (gene IFA14). The coding region runs from base 1 to 2100 and encodes 699 amino acids. The transcript has a single exon. The record is from RefSeq and is a predicted model, not a curated record. Lineage: Eukaryota; Fungi; Ascomycota; Pichiomycetes; Serinales; Debaryomycetaceae.